Molecule: messenger RNA, 1257 nt
Organism: Caenorhabditis briggsae
Lineage: Eukaryota; Metazoa; Nematoda; Chromadorea; Rhabditida; Rhabditidae
Gene: Cbr-rba-1
Product: Protein CBR-RBA-1
Exons: 5
Coding region: 1-1257 (418 amino acids)
Biological process (GO): regulation of gene expression
Cellular component (GO): NuRD complex; ESC/E(Z) complex; nucleus
Molecular function (GO): histone binding
Source: RefSeq, a predicted model, not a curated record
AUGAGUGAGGCCGGCUCCUGCGAAGAAUUAACCCGGGAACAGCGAGUAUGGAAGAAAAAUGUUCCGUAUCUAUAUGACACAAUGGUCACAAAAGAACUCGAAUGGCCAUCGUUAACCAUUCAGUGGAUGCCUGACGUGACUAAAACAGAAAACUCUGAUUCAUCGGUACAUCGAUUAAUUCAUGGAACACACACUUCGGGUGAUGUUCAAAAUCAUUUGAUUAUCUCAAAGUUUUCUAUCAAUACGGAUGGACCCGAAUUCGAUGACUCGAAAUGGGAUCCUGAACGGGAAGAGUAUGGCGGAUACGGAGCGGGAAGUGCUGCAAAGCUGGAAGGUGAGAUUCGUAUCAAUCACCCAGGAGAAGUGCAUCGGGCGCGGUACAUGCCUCAGAAUCCAUAUGUAGUUGCUACCAGAGGUCCCUUUGAUGAUGUGUUCAUCAUCGAUUAUACUAAGCAUCCAUCCACACCCCAGGAUAGUACUUUUCGACCGCAACUACGGCUGAAAGGACACGAGGGAGAAGGGUAUGGUAUGUCGUGGAGCAAUACAAGAGAAGGACACUUGCUCACCGCAGGUGACGAUGGAGCUGUUUGUCAUUGGGACAUAAAUGCAAAUCAAAAGAUUAGUGGACAAUUGAAUCAACAGAGUAAAUAUAAAGGACAUUCAUCGAACGUUGAAGAUGUAUCCUUUCACCAGCUUCAUGAUUUCGUUUUCGCAUCAGUCGGAGAUGAUAGAAAAUUGAAUCUCUGGGAUCUUCGUCACCCAAAACCUCAACUUUCUUCGAUCGGACAUAACGCCGAAGUCAAUUGCGUCGCUUUCAAUCCUUUUUCUGAGUUCAUUCUUGCCACCGGUUCGGCCGAUAAGACAGUAGCUUUGUGGGAUAUGAGAAAUCUUGGAAAGAAGGUUUACACUCUUCAACAUCACGAAAAUGAGAUUUUCCAAGUUUCAUUCAGUCCACAUUUCGAAACUGUUCUUGCUAGCAGUGGGUCCGAUGAUCGAGUCAUUGUAUGGGAUCUUUCGAAGAUUGAAGACCCGUCAUCAAAUUCUUCUAAAAUUUCUUCGUCUCCACCACCGGAAGUGUUGUUCGUUCAUGCUGGACAUGUUGGAAAGGUAGCUGAUUUCUCGUGGAACUCGAAUCGCCCAUGGACCAUUUGUAGCAGUGACGAAUUCAAUAAAUUGCAGGUAUGGGAAAUCUCGGAAAAUAUCAUAAAUAUCCAGAAUAUCAAGAAUGAAGCAGAUAUCAAGUCUGAAACAGAAUAA